This is a messenger RNA of Trichomonas vaginalis G3, 774 nucleotides long. RefSeq names its product Family of unknown function (DUF5765) family. The record is from RefSeq and is a predicted model, not a curated record. The transcript has a single exon. Bases 1 to 774 code for a protein of 257 amino acids. NCBI's taxonomy places the organism in Eukaryota, Parabasalia, Trichomonadida, Trichomonadidae.
AUGUGCUUUAAUAAGGAGUGGUCCUUAGCCUUCACGCUCACAAGCUGUGGUUUGGGAGCUUGGGUUAUGACAGGUAAGGGUAUCUGGAAAUCCCUUGCAAUGUGGCAACGUUGUAGAAUCACAGCUUGCUUCCUUUUCUUUGCAGCUAUGGAGAUACUCCAAUUCUUCCAGUAUCUUGUUAUCAAUGACUGUGACUCUAUGGUCAAUAUUGUCUUAACAGCUCUUGGUUACAUCCACAUUUGCUGGCAACCAAUCUUUUCUAACCUUGCUCUCUCUGCUCUCGAUGUCAACAACUUCAACAAGGAGCGUGAGAUCUUAUGGCAGUUCGUUUUGAAGUUCGGUUUCGCUGCUGGACUUUUCAUGUCACUCAGAAUCCUCAUCCCAGCCUUCGCCAACAUUCCAGAAAACUUCAUCUUCAAGCCAUGCUCCUCCUAUGAAGGUCUUUGCGGCGAAAAGAUGUGCACAACAAACGGAAUUUAUCAUCUUAAGUGGACAUUCAAGCUUUUGAAGUCCUCUUACUAUUUCCCGAACACAGCUGCUCACUUCCUCUUCAUGUUCGUUGCUCCAUUCGUUCUUGGCCUUAGAUGGCAGUCAAUUGUUUUGUUCUUGACUGGACCAUUCAUUGCUACCCUCUUCAGAGGCGGUGUUUCCGAUGGUGAGCGCUCUGCCAUCUGGUGCUUCUUCUCAAUCUGCGAAUCAUUCAUCACAAUCAUUACAGCAUAUUAUGCUUGCAAGGUCCAGCUUAAGGAUUCCAUGAAGAAGAAGAAUGCUUAA